Cynara cardunculus var. scolymus (artichoke) is the source of this 1434-nucleotide messenger RNA. RefSeq names its product putative UPF0481 protein At3g02645. Lineage: Eukaryota; Viridiplantae; Streptophyta; Magnoliopsida; Asterales; Asteraceae. Bases 1 to 1434 code for a protein of 477 amino acids. The record is from RefSeq and is a predicted model, not a curated record. The transcript has a single exon.
AUGACACCCGAUUCGAUUUUGAAUGGCGAUUUCAGCGAGAAACGAUGGGUGGAUCAAAUCAGCAAGAAUUUCGAUAACGAGGUUUGCAAUGAGGUUCCGGUUUGCGUGUUUAGUGUUCCAGAAUCCAUAAGCCAUUUCAAGCCUGAGGCUUAUGUACCUCUGGUUAUAGCACUGGGACCUUAUCACCAUUUCCAGACUCAUCUCUACCAAAUGGAAAGGUAUAAGGUUGCAGCUAUUAAAGCACUUCUGAACCUGGAUCAAGUCUUAUCCUUUGAGUCCUUGGUGAUUCAUAGACUCAAAGAGAAAGACCCCAUGAUUCGUACUUGUUACCACAAGUAUAUGAACCUUGAUGACGACACACUGGCUUGGAUUAUUGCCAUUGACGGCUUGUUCUUGCUUGGUCUCUUCAUGCACUAUGGUGAGAUUGCACCCCUGAUGCCUAAAAAGUUGAUAAACAAUGGUGUACUCUAUAGAGAUGUCAUGGUGCUUGAGAACCAGAUUCCACUGUGUUUACUGAAUGAAAUAUGGAAGAGCCUCUUUCUCUCGUCCACUGUUCAUGAUGACAAUGGUGAUCGUCAGUUACUCUCCAUGUUAAAAGAGUUCUGUGAGGUACACUCUCCUCUCAAAUUGGCAUCAGAUUCGAAUCAUGGUGCCGAAACGAACUAUUUGCAUUUGCUUGAUCUUAUGUACCAUUUGAUUAUCAACAAUCAAGCAACUAUAGAACAUGAAGACGUGGAAGAUAUGGCAAAAGAAGAUAACUUAACCGAAAACUCUGAUCGUCCUAUGAAGGUCAUAAAGAACAUACCUUGGGAGAAAAUAUCGAAUUUGCUAGGUCUAAAGAUAUGGGACGAUGACAAAGAAGAAGAUGAUCCAUCUCGCAUCAUGGAAAUCGAAAUACCUUCGGUGUCAUCUCUUAUCAAAUACGGUCGAAUCAACUUCAGCCAUAUGAUCGGAGGGAUUAGGGAAAUUAAGUUUGAGGAAAGUGAAGCCACUUUAUACCUUCCCGUGAUUACUCUUAACGGUUACACAGAAGUCGUGUUGAGAAAUCUGAUUGCUUACGAAAUGGCAACGUCAAGCUCAACACCAGAAUUGGCGCAAUACGUCAACUUAAUGAGCGGCAUUGUUGAUACAGAGGUGGAUGUGAAGUUACUGAGGGCUAAGGGUAUAAUUGAAGGAAAUAUGAAUGACAAAGAAAUUGCGAAUCUCUUCAAUGGGAUGAAUAAGUACAAAGGGCGCACUAACAAGACGAUUGAACAACUCAACGACUAUUACAACAAUAGGCCUGGGAUCAAGGCAUGGCGGUUCAUGAAGAAAGACCUUCUUCGCUCGCAAAAAGUUGCAACAAUUGUUGUGACGGUUUUUAUAUGCUUGUUGAUGAUUCUAUACUCGUUCUGUGAAGUUUAUGGUUGUCCAAGACUCCUCGACCGGACAUAA